Bufo bufo (common toad) is the source of this 2676-nucleotide messenger RNA. It is a transcript of the gene GRIA3, whose product is annotated as glutamate ionotropic receptor AMPA type subunit 3. Bases 13 to 2676 code for a protein of 887 amino acids. Gene Ontology annotation, molecular function: transmitter-gated monoatomic ion channel activity involved in regulation of postsynaptic membrane potential; AMPA glutamate receptor activity. Gene Ontology annotation, cellular component: postsynaptic membrane; plasma membrane; dendritic spine. Lineage: Eukaryota; Metazoa; Chordata; Amphibia; Anura; Bufonidae. The transcript is spliced from 15 exons. Gene Ontology annotation, biological process: synaptic transmission, glutamatergic; modulation of chemical synaptic transmission; monoatomic ion transport. The record is from RefSeq and is a predicted model, not a curated record.
AGGGCUGGCAAAAUGGGACACAACGAGCUCCAGACUGUCUUCCUACUGCUGCUGAGCCUGGCAGGAGAGACCUAUGGAGGAUUCCCCAACACUAUCAAUAUAGGUGGACUUUUCAUGAAAAACACCAUUCAGGAACACAGCGCGUUUUUAUUCGCCGUUCAGCUGCACAACACCAACCAAAAUAACACAGAGAGGCCCUUCCAGCUCUUUCACAAUGUAGACCACUUAGACUCAUCCAACAGCUUUUCUGUGACCAACGCUUUUUGUUCACAGUUUUCCCGUGGCGUCUAUGCCAUCUUUGGGUUCUACGAUCAAAUGUCUAUGAACACUCUUACAUCAUUUUGUGGUGCCCUUCAUACGUCAUUCAUCACACCAAGCUUUCCAACAGACGCAGAUGUACAGUUCGUCAUCCAGAUGAGACCGGCACUUAAAGGACCUAUUCUGACUCUUCUCAAUGAUUACGAUUGGCAGAGAUUUGUGUAUCUAUAUGAUACUGAAAGAGGAUUCUCUAUUCUUCAGGCCAUUAUGGAGGCAGCGGUACAGAACAACUGGCAAGUGACAGCUAGAUCAGUGGGGAAUAUAAAAGAUGUUCAGGAAUAUAAACGCAUCAUAGAGGAAAUGGACAGACGUCAGGAGAAAAGAUUUGUAAUUGACUGUGAAGUUGAACGAAUAAACACAAUUUUGGAACAGGUUGUAAUCCUUGGCAAACACACACGAGGCUACCACUAUAUGCUUGUAAACCUGGGAUUUACAACCAUAUCUCUGGAUAGAGUCAUGCAUGGUGGUGCCAACGUCACUGGAUUUCAGAUUGUCAAUAAUGAAAACCCAUUAGUUCAGCAGUUUCUACAGAGAUGGGUGCGUCUAGAUGAGAGGGAAUUUCCUGAAGCAAGAAAUACACCGUUAAAGUACACUUCAGCUCUGACCCAUGAUGCUGUGUUAGUAAUAGCUGAGGCUUUUCGAUACCUAAGAAGACAACGAGUGGAUGUGUCGAGACGAGGGAGUGCUGGAGACUGCCUAGCAAAUCCUGCAGUUCCUUGGAGCCAAGGCAUAGACAUUGAGAGAGCUUUAAAGAUGGUGCAAGUUCAAGGGAUGACUGGAAAUAUCCAGUUUGAUACAUAUGGAAGAAGAACUAACUACACUAUUGAUGUGUAUGAGAUGACAGCUACUAAACCCCGAAAGGUUGGACACUGGAAUGAAUAUGAACGUUUUGUUCCUAUUCCUGAUCAACAACCUACAAAUGAAUCCUCAUCUGUGGAAAACAAAACUAUUGUAGUUACAACUAUUUUGGAAAAUCCAUAUGUCAUGAAAAAGAAAAAUUAUGAACAGCUGGAUGGCAAUGAUAAGUAUGAAGGAUACUGUGUGGACCUGGCAAGUGAGAUUGCAAAACAUGUUGGGAUAAAAUACAAACUUUCCAUUGUCGAAGAUGGCAAAUAUGGGGCUCGUGACCCAGAAACUAAAAUAUGGAAUGGAAUGGUGGGGGAGCUUGUAUAUGGGAGAGCAGACAUAGCAGUCGCCCCUCUCACCAUUACUCUGGUACGAGAAGAAGUCAUUGAUUUUUCAAAACCAUUUAUGAGCCUGGGCAUCUCCAUCAUGAUUAAGAAGCCUCAAAAAUCAAAACCAGGAGUAUUUUCCUUCCUGGAUCCCUUGGCCUAUGAAAUCUGGAUGUGUAUAGUGUUCGCCUACAUUGGAGUCAGUGUAGUACUUUUCCUAGUCAGCAGAUUCAGCCCUUAUGAAUGGCACUUGGAGGACACAGAUGAAGCCCGUGACCCUCAGAACCCUCCCGACCCUCCAAAUGAGUUUGGGAUAUUUAACAGCCUAUGGUUUUCCCUGGGUGCCUUUAUGCAGCAAGGAUGCGAUAUUUCUCCAAGAUCUCUUUCUGGGCGAAUAGUUGGAGGAGUGUGGUGGUUCUUCACUUUGAUCAUAAUCUCCUCCUAUACUGCCAAUUUAGCUGCUUUCCUUACAGUGGAAAGGAUGGUGUCACCCAUUGAGAGUGCAGAAGAUCUGGCUAAACAAACAGAAAUAGCUUAUGGCACUUUGGAUUCUGGCUCUACCAAAGAAUUUUUUAGGAGAUCAAAGAUAGCAGUCUAUGAGAAAAUGUGGUCGUACAUGAAGUCGGCAGAACCAUCUGUGUUUACAAAAACAACCGAUGAUGGUGUGGCUCGUGUUCGAAAGUCUAAAGGAAAGUUUGCCUUCCUACUGGAAUCUACAAUGAAUGAAUACAUCGAGCAGAGGAAGCCAUGUGACACCAUGAAAGUUGGCGGCAACCUGGAUUCUAAAGGAUAUGGCGUGGCAACUCCAAAAGGCUCAGCAUUAAGAAAUGCUGUUAACCUGGCAGUAUUAAAACUGAAUGAGCAAGGACUCUUGGACAAAUUGAAAAACAAAUGGUGGUACGACAAAGGAGAAUGCGGCAGCGGGGGAGGUGACUCCAAGGACAAGACCAGUGCCCUGAGCCUAAGUAAUGUUGCAGGGGUGUUCUAUAUCCUCGUUGGAGGUCUUGGACUAGCCAUGAUGGUGGCUUUGAUAGAGUUCUGCUACAAAUCGCGAGCAGAAUCAAAAAGAAUGAAACUUACAAAGAAUGCACAAAACUUUAAACCUCCUCCUGCAACCAGCACCCAGAAUUACGCUACAUACAGAGAAGGUUAUAAUGUCUAUGGAACAGAAAGUGUUAAAAUUUAA